AUGAUGCAGUACCUGAAAUGCAUGGUUCUCACGUGCCUGACCUCAUAUCCCUUUGUGGCCGUGUUCAUCCACGAGAGGCUGCCCUCAGACUAUGUAGCUUGUGUGGAUGGUGCGGAAUGCGUCUUCAUCAGGUAUUUCGGAACACAUGAUUUGCCUGCAACGACUUUGGCCAACGUGCAGCUCAGCGCUGGAAACCUGACAAAUCCAUCCAUCCGCCUCUUUCAUUGGCUGCCGCUGUACGUGUCUGUCCAGAAUGGUCGUGGACUCCAGGCUGCUGCUCCAGAUGUCUCAUUUUUCAGCUCGGUCCCUCUUCUGUAUGCAUACCUUCCUGCGGUAUUCGGAUCUCUCAUGGCAAAGGAGGAGAUCUUACCGAACAAUCAAAAUGCGACGAAGGCAUACUGUGAAGAUCCAGCCAGCCGUGCUGCCAUUGAAGACCACCUCAAGGCUUCGGCUUCCAGAAAUGUGAGCUUGGCGUGCAUUGCCUGGUGGACGCUGCUGAAAAUUCUGCAUGACUGGGCUUUACUAUCUGAAGCAAGCGAAAAGAUCACUCUGAGGCUGGGAAUCGCAUCCUGGGUUUGUCAGUCUGUAGGUUGUGUCAGUGCCUUUAUCUGGGCUGCUGGGGCUUCACAAGUCUUCAUAUCCACGUCUACGGAGAGGCAGGCUGCCGGCUUGGCGUGUUAUUACCAGCUGCCAACGUUGAAUGCUCUUGUGACUGUGGUCCCAGCGGGCCUCCUUCUGUACACAACGCAGAGUAAGCUUACAAGCUUGAUGCUGGCUGUUUUUCAUGGUGACUAUCUGUAUGCAGUCACGUACGACGUUCCAUUUAGGGUGGUUCGUGCUACAGCCCCUACGCAUCCGACUGGCUCUUUGCUGACAGUGGGAUUGCACGGGGAUGCUGGUCUUCCUGAUGCCCCACCGCCGCAACUCUCUGCCAAAGAGAAGGUUGAACUGCACCGCCUGCUGCGGACAGGACGGUCUUGCUGGGUGUUCGCGCAGCAUACUCUCAUUGCAACACUUACCAGCGGCCCUCUGUUUCGCAAGCUCAUGAGUGUUGCCGUAAAGCAAGAUUGGUCACUGCAUCUUUUGGGAGCAGCGAAGCUUGCAACAUUUUUUGCAGCCCUUGCUCCACUUGGUUUGUGCCUUCGGUUCUCUUACUCUUUUUCGUUUUGGCGUCAUGCGAUAGCUAACGGUGCACUCUGCGAAAUCCUUCGUGAUUUGUCGCCGUUGUCCGACCUGUUUUGGUAUCUGCUGCUGUGGAUGUGCAGCAUCUAUUCGACAAUACGCGUGGUUCCGGAAUUCUGGCAUCAUGGGGGAGACGUUUUCGAGCGAAGUUGGAUGUGGUCGUUUCAAGGAGUUGCGGCUUUUGUAUUCCUCGUCUUGCUCCUGGAUUUCCUUGGUAGGGCCGUGCGCCUGUUGGGCGGGUUCCACGACACAGAAUGGCAGUUGAGUGCAGCGGCUAUCCAGUCGGUCAUCAAUACGCAUCCAGAAUGGCAGCUCCACAGAGUCGCACCGCGCACCGGCUAUGAUGCUGUUCUUUCGGGAGAUGAACUGACAUCAAGCGAUGAAGCAGACGAGCCGAAGUGGAUUGUUUGCCCAGCCUGA
Molecule: messenger RNA, 1602 nt
Organism: Symbiodinium natans
Lineage: Eukaryota; Dinophyceae; Suessiales; Symbiodiniaceae
Source: the annotation of a GenBank genome assembly